Molecule: messenger RNA, 4932 nt
Organism: Diachasmimorpha longicaudata
Lineage: Eukaryota; Metazoa; Arthropoda; Insecta; Hymenoptera; Braconidae
Product: rho GTPase-activating protein 20-like
Exons: 6
Coding region: 729-3722 (997 amino acids)
Biological process (GO): signal transduction
Molecular function (GO): GTPase activator activity
Source: RefSeq, a predicted model, not a curated record
ACCAUCUCAACGCGGCUAGUUGAAUUCCGCACGCAGUGAGUCCAUCAUCGUUGGGGAAUGUGUACUCCAGGCUCUUGAGGAGAAAAAAAAAAGUCGUUGGUACAAGUGCUUCAAUUGUAUGCGACUCUGCACUUGACGCAAAUGCGCUGGGUUUUUUUUUCUCCUCUUUCAAUUGGAAAUGUGAAAACUGUGGCUUCGUUUGAGUGAAGGCGACGAGUGGUUAAAAGUUUUAUGGGCAUUUUAAGUGUUAGUGGUGUGUAUUGUAUGCCCUCCAGGCGAUUCAGGUGAUUCAGGACCAGGACUCUUCAAACUGACACGUCAGCUCGAGCACUAAGUAAUCGUCGAAAGAGAGGUUGCUCGAGAAAAAUCUGCGCUUCGAGGAUUGUGAGCUGAAUUCCGAGUUUGGUGAGAGCACAAUUCUGUGUUUUGUGAGCGACGCGAGGUGACGCAACGAGCGAUUUAAAUUUCGGGGGCCCAUCGCUCAUCUACUCCCGGGUAGAUUGUCAAAUCGAAUGGAAGGCAAUUACCUGAUUGCUCAUGAUUCCUCUGAGCGUUCGAGCUCGAUCUACUUGAACAUGCUCUCAUGAUGAUGUUGCUCAAGGGAAUGAGAACCACUGGUAGGAAUUUCUGGUUCAACUGCCGACUGUCAGCCGAGCUUAUGAAUGGAUAAUAUUUUAGUGAUACUCCACUGAUAUCGGUGUUUAGUGUUGUGCCAGUUGAAGAUUCGAAUGAUGACCAUGUUUGGGACACUCGUGCAGAGGCUCACAUCGCCGGUGACGUCUCCAACAAGCUCUAGGAGACGCUUUAAGUCGCCCUCGAGGUGGGAAGUGCAGAGUGAUCCUGAGGAUGAUGGGGCUACCACGGUUAGGAAGUCGAGGGCUAAACAUUUGCUCGAUAAGAGGAAGAGCAAGAGCCGCGGGAGAGGACUUAAUGCUGGUGAGUCGAGGCUCUGUCCUACGGCGCCUAUUGCCGGUAGCUGGUGCGAAAAUGGUUUCCCACUGAGAGGGACCAAGAGCCUGGGGAGACUCGACGGAAUGAAAGAGGUUCAGAGGCUUGCAGAAUAUGAGAGAUACUUGGGCCACGAAAGCCGUGAUUUAUCGUUGUCAAGUACAAAUAUAACAAGUGGAGUGGCUCGUGGACAGUUGGAGGGUGACCUUCAUCGUAUCCAGGAUCUUUUUCCCAACGACAACUUGAGACUACAUGAGAGGGACGUACUUACUACGAAACCGAAGAGCCUGGUGAGAAAGCGAAAUGGGACGAAUGCAAACAGGUUGAGUCGAGCUUUAUCCCAAAAAAAUCUUCAGAAUAUUGAAGCAUCGACUUCAGUGCCGAAGUCACCGCCCAGAAAAUUUCUCCUCGAAACUCCAGUGCAAUUCACAACGGGAAUGCAGUCACAAGACAGACAUCUAUUUCUAUUUUCUGAUCUUCUCCUUGUCGGAAAGUCUCGAAGUGGUGGAACAUUCAAACUCAAGCAGACGGUUAAAAUGUCUGAGCUUUGGAUAACAGCGGGACACAUCGAGGAUGUCGCUGAGACAAAUAAAUCCCAGGAAACGAGUUUUGUUCUUGGUUGGCCAACGACAAACGUUGUUGCCACAUUUAUGACGGCCGCGGCUAGAGAUCUCUGGUGGACUAAGCUCACGGAAAUUAUCCGGGGGGAGAGCAUUAAAGAGCCAGCGGAUACUAACAUACAAGUGGUUUAUCACGACAGUGAUACAAACACCGAAUAUUGCAAGACAAUAAUGGUGGACUCUGAGAUGACAGCCUCAGCCUGUGUAAACCUGUCAACACGCCUCCUGGACCUGCAGGGUUCCUUUCAACUCUGGGCUCGGACAUCUCUGGACGAGGCACCCUACCCCUUAAUCGGACAGGAGCGCCCGUUCGCCAUAAAACUCUCAAAUCUCCGUCACACCCUGUCCGCCGAAGAAGGCUUUGACCUCGAGCAUUGCAACAAGAGUAACCAUGACACUUGUCAAUUCAUUCUCCGUCCAGUUCUGAAGUCACCCCUGAAGAAAAGUAAAUCAAAGAUCUCCGGCCUCCUCCGCAGAUCUCUCUCCUUGAACCCAAACAUCUUCGGCGUAAAUCUGUCCCGACUAGAGGAGAACGGCCUCCCGAAGCCAGUUCUGAUGAUGCUGCAGCAGCUCUUUGCAAAGGGCCCCUUCAUCCAGGGAAUUUUCAGGAAAUCAGCGAACGUGAGGAUCGUCCGGGAGCUGCGAGACCAAAUAGAGUCAACAGGGGACUCGAGUUGUCUCGAAGAUGCUCCAAUAAUAGCAGUCGCUUCACUCCUCAAAGACUUUCUGCGGUCCCUUCCAGAUCCCCUCCUGACAUCUCACCUGUUCCCCCUGUGGAUGGCAGCCCUGGACACCUCUAACUCAGUCCAGACCAUCAAGAGUAUCCUUGACAGGCUCCCCAAAGCCAACUACAACCUUCUCUCCCAUUUGAUAUGCGUUCUCCACCACAUCGCAAGGAGAGCUAAGCACAAUCUGAUGUGCGCCAGUAAUUUAGGCGUUUGCUGUGGACCAAGUCUUCUGUGGUCUCCAAGUCCGACUGUCAACCAGAGUCGAGCGAUUCCAGCCCUUACUGAAGUCCUCAUUAGAAAUUGUGAAGGACUGUUUGGUGAUGGUGUGACGCAACUCUUGGGGGAGGAGCGGAGCGACAGCGGCGCUGAGGAGAGCACAGAUAGCCUUCAUUCUGGAGGACUGUCUCUGGACAGUCUGGACCUGACGGAGCCACCCAGGAAGGACCAUAUGUCCCUAUCGAGGGACUCUGGACUGACGCUGUCAGACUGCCAGCUGUUCAUUCCUGAGUCACCAGUCAGCUCUGAGGACCUGGCUGUCAGCGCCUCAACGUCUUUUGACAAGUCCAAUGAAAAGGACAAGUCCACCAUGAAGUCUUACGUCCGGGUGUACAGCGGUGGCUGGGACGAUCGUCUUCACGCUUACUCAAGUCCACAGGGUGAUCAUUUCGAUGCCGAGAAACAGAAUUACUCGACCUCUAAUCCAAACUUUCAGAGGCAAGACUGGCUGAGGGCGCAGUUAAAGAGAACUUCGAGAAAUGCCAAGUUGGAGGAGGAGCACAGGAAGGAGGGCAGGUUUGAUGAUAAGGAGGUUUAUGGGAGAGAUUAUAGGCAGAGUAUACUCAAGGACAACAUCGACAGCUGCAAGGAAAUUGUCUUUAGACAAACGAAGCAUGUGAAGAACAGUGGCGACACGGAUUUCAACAAAAAGGAGAUGCUGUUAGACUUCAAGAAAAGGGCAGCAGAGAUGUACAGCACGAGGGCAUCCCCAGUGUCGCAGAAUGAGGGCUACAGCUCCAAUGGAGAGAUUUAUGACUUCAAGAAGGUGAAGAAUGAGAUCUAUAUCAGUCUCAAUAAGGACAGGAGGGUCGAUCGAUAUGAGCGGGACAAUAUCUAUGGGAAUAGAGAGACUUUGGGGGAGGGAUAUGAGAGGACAGAUAUUUAUAAUUUUAAACAGGUGGAGACCAGUGACACUGGUGAGGAGAGUGAGAGGACGUGGAUGCCAGAGACACCACCUCCGUUGCCACCGAGGUUGAAGCAUCUGCCGCCGGUUCAUAUGAGUCUUGAGGACAGACAUAGAAUUGCUGGGAGAUCCAAGUCAUUACCACCACCACCGCCUUACAGACCUCCUCCACAACCCAGAGCGCCUAUUACUAGCAGACACUUGGGGUAUUCCAGAUCUGUUGUUGAUGAUGAAAGCUAUGUUUGAGAUGGGGGAGUUUUUGCAGAUGGGGAUAGGGUAUGGGGAUAGGGGUUGUUGGUAUGGACGCGCCUGGGGUGGGAGAUAUUUUGAGAGAAUUGAAAGACUUCUAGGAAUUUCAAGGCAAUUCGGAGUCUCUAAAAAAUGGAAGGAGGUUUAAGGAGUUCCUGGAACUUUGGAGGGAAUUCUGGUAGGGUCUAAAAAUCACGAAGAUUUCGGGGAUUUCCUAAAAGAUUAGAGCAAAGGGUUUCUGAGAAAUGCCACAGAGAAAGAUCGUAGACGUAUUCUCGUACAAUAACUUGCCAUAAAGGUCACUUCUGGAUAAAAAAAAAUUCAAACUCCAGCGAAGACCUUCAAUAUGGCACGAGCGGCCCCCGGAUUCUGCAGUAACGACGCAGGCGCACUAAUAAAAUAAUCAUACGCUCAAUGAUCGGAUGGAUCUCGUCAAGAACUUGGUCAUCCUCUCCCACUAAAGAAUAUUUUUAUAAAAAAAUCUCUUUUAACGAUUUUGAAGGAGAAAAAGUUGACGAAUGUUAUUAAAGAUAGUAUAAACGUAUUGUUCGUUGGAAACUACUCUCAUCUUAUCACAGAUUAUUUUUCUACUAUUUGCAUUAUAUCAAGUGCGUUUAUACCUAGUCUGAAUUACUGUUACUCUUUAUUUUUAGGUGAAUAUGAUCGAUCGAAUGCGAGUUUGAUGUUGAUGUUAUUCAUGUAGAUGUUGAUUCUUUUCCCACGUGAGAUUGAAAUAAUUCAUUUGAUUAUUGUGUAUAUUUGUUUCGGGUGCUUCCAUAAGACUUGAAAUUCUCAUAGUUAUUUUUUAAGGGUUAAUUUUUGCCAAUAAUAUUACUGAUGAAAAAUGAUAACUGCUUCAGCGAAGACCAAACUUAUGAAAAUCGUUGAAUAUUUUUACAGUAAGAAUCAUCCGUACGAUUGCAAUUGACACAUUGCAGCUCAAGUUUCAUGUUAACAAUAUUAUUAAAAAUGUUAAUAUUUUAUCUGCAGCAGCUGAUGUAAGAGAUUCAAUAUUCAAUGCGCAACAUGACAUUAACUAUUACCGUAUUAUCACGGGAAAUUUAUGGGAACAAUAAAUUCCCGUUUCUGAAUGUUACAGUAAUGAAAAGAUAUUCCUAAGCAAUGUACAUACCAUAAUGAUCAUGAUAUUUUUUAUCAUUAUUAUUUUUAUCAUGAGCGUUUACAUAAAUAAAUGAAUUUAUAAUUA